AUGUGUAUAAGGAUUGAGGCAGAAAAGCGACGUCAUGAUGACAGGAGAGGAUACAUAAGACCUGAAGACCCCCGGUCUUUCUCUAGACAGUACAACGACAGCUACGCCCAAGGUGUGAGGAACAGAGAUAGAGAGAGAGGGCUGCAUUCUCAACGUGACGACCACUCUAGAGAGCAAUCUAUUUUGUCUAGAACAGCCCGGUCUAACACUGGAUAUGCUAGAAGCAGGACUCCAUCAUUCCAAUACAGGGUGGUUGAAAAGAAUAGACAUAGCUAUGUUGCCUCAACACCACACCAGUCAAAGGGGGAGGCGGGUGUGGAUCUCAGAUCUUUACUUCCAGCUCUACCUGAGAAAUCGACCCCACAAAACUCUAGAGCAGAGACCACCCCGACCAGAACAAUAAAAGACCGUCUAGGUGUAUCAUCACUUACUAAAGGAGGAUCGAAUUCAGGAUCAAAGGAGCGUAGAUCGGCCUUGGAACGACUUACAGGACCAAACGCUGUUAACGAUCCUCAGAUGAGAAUAUCACCUAACUUUGAAUCGGGACGCCUCCAGGAAGCCGAGAGCAGAGUAGAAGAAGAGUUGGAGGAUGUUUUGGAUCGUGAGCAGAUAGAGGAACCGAUAUUGGAAGUUGAAAGGAUCCCUGCAUCACAAAGGUUAGGAAGUGUAGGCUCUGGUUCUAAGAGCAGAAGAGGUGUUAUACCGGACUGA
This is a messenger RNA of Eruca vesicaria subsp. sativa (arugula), 711 nucleotides long. NCBI's taxonomy places the organism in Eukaryota, Viridiplantae, Streptophyta, Magnoliopsida, Brassicales, Brassicaceae. The record is from the annotation of a GenBank genome assembly.